CGGGCGCCCAGCAGCCAAUCGUAUCACCCGUGUGAUCCCGCGCCCGCGCGGAAGGCUGGCUGCAGGCGCUAAGGCGGCGUCGCCGGGAGUCGCUGCUAAGGCGGCCGCGCGCGCCGGUCGCGUUGGUGCUGUUCUGCGGGUCCGUGCCGGGCUGGCAGCAGCUGGAGUCUGGUGGGGAGCGCGGGCUCCCGGGACUGGCGAAUGGUCCCAACCUAGGGCGGUGCGAGAGGCGUCUGAGCCCAGGAUGCUGGGGAGACGGCUCGGCGGCUCCUCACUCAUCCCAGAUGUUGAUCACCUUUCUGAAGUAGAAUCUCCAUGGCCUGAACAUUUUCUGAAAACUGUUUUGAGCAUAAUACCUGUUUAAUAGCAAGAUAACCAGAUCAAGAUGGUUGGAAAACUGAAGCAGAACUUACUAUUGGCAUGUCUGGUGAUUAGUUCUGUGACUGUGUUUUACUUGGGCCAACAUGCCAUGGAAUGCCAUCAUCAAAUAGAGGAACGUAGCCAACCCUUCAAAUUGGAGAGUACAAAGACCACUGUGCGAACUGGCCUGGACAUCAAAGCCAAUAAAACCUUUGCCUACCACAAAGAUAUGCCUUUAAUAUUUAUUGGAGGUGUGCCUCGGAGUGGAACUACGCUCAUGAGGGCCAUGCUAGAUGCACACCCUGAUAUUCGCUGUGGAGAGGAAACUAGGGUUAUUCCCCGGAUCCUGGCCCUGAAACAGAUGUGGUCACGGUCGAGUAAAGAGAAAAUACGCUUGGAUGAGGCUGGUGUCACUGAUGAAGUGCUGGAUUCUGCCAUGCAAGCUUUCUUACUGGAAAUCAUUGUGAAGCAUGGGGAGCCAGCCCCUCAUUUAUGUAAUAAAGAUCCUUUUGCCCUGAAAUCCUUAACUUACCUUGCUAGGUUAUUCCCCAAUGCCAAAUUUCUCCUGAUGGUCCGAGAUGGCCGGGCAUCAGUACAUUCAAUGAUUUCUCGAAAAGUUACUAUAGCUGGGUUUGACCUGAACAGCUAUAGGGACUGUUUGACCAAGUGGAAUCGUGCCAUAGAGACCAUGUAUAACCAGUGUAUGGAGGUUGGUUAUAAAAAAUGCAUGUUAGUUCACUAUGAACAACUUGUCCUACACCCUGAACGGUGGAUGAGAACACUCUUAAAGUUCCUUCAUAUUCCGUGGAACCACUCAGUAUUGCACCAUGAAGAGAUGAUUGGGAAAGCUGGGGGAGUAUCUCUGUCAAAAGUGGAGAGAUCUACAGACCAAGUCAUCAAGCCAGUCAAUGUGGGAGCUCUAUCAAAAUGGGUUGGGAAGAUACCUCCAGAUGUUUUACAAGACAUGGCAGUGAUUGCACCCAUGCUUGCCAAACUUGGAUACGACCCAUAUGCCAAUCCACCUAACUAUGGAAAACCUGAUCCCAAAAUCCUUGAAAACACUAGAAGGUGUGCUCAAACUAUACUGCAAGUUGAUCUCAGAAGCUAUUCUUAGUCCAUCAUCUGUAGAAAUGGAGGAUCUAUGAAAGGAUCUCAUUCAUUUAUUUCUUUUUUUUAUCCAACUGUCUAUUCAUUCCUGCAUCCAGGAUAUAAAGAUGAUUAAGACUCUGUCCCUCUGUUUAACAAUUAUGGUGAAGAUUUGUAAUUAACUGUAAUUGAAUGUGAUAACUGCCAUGAAGGUAGGACAUUCAGGAUGCCAGGUGGGCACAGAAAAGGCAUUACUCGAUUAUCAUGUUUAAAGGAUGAGAAAAAGUUCCCCAGUUUGAGAAAAGGAGUAAAAAUGAAAUGAUGAAAUUAUUAUUGACUGUACUUGUAUUAAGUAUCUUUCAGUGUCUCUGAAAAGUCGGUUUGGUAACAUUACCUUUGAACAGAAAUCAACUUAGCAUUCUUGCCUAAUGAGAGUCCUGUAGCCAAAUUCUGUGAUUUCUUAAUCAUAUCAUUGAUAGGAUCAUUGAUGUAUCUUAAUCAUAUCAUGCUAAACUUUUUUCCCCAGAAAAUCAAAGUUUUAAUACUAAAUUUACUAUAUUUGUACUGCUUUCUGUAAUACAAAGAGGUUCCUAUUUCAUAGUUACUACACAUUCCCAAUCAAUUCACAUUCCAAUCCAUCUUGUCUGACUUCACCCAAAUGUCAAUACACUGAAACAUUUCUUUUUCUAGAAAGCAUUGUUGGAAUAGAAUAUCAUGCUUCUGAGCUGAUUUAUAAUUUUUUCUUCUUGAUAUAGGAAGUAUUAAUAACAUUUAUCCAGUUGUUUCUAGGCAGCACAAGAGUAUUGAACUCACCAGGAACCCAGCCUGAGAUUUGCGAAGCAGCUAAAAUAUUUUAAGACAAAUCAGAAAUAUGUAAACAUAAAUGUUAUCAGCUCUUUCAUAUUUGUGUUUUAGAGAUAAUGAGUCUCUAGGCCGCAAGAGCCCAGAGGAAUUAAAAAUGUAAAUUUCAAAAUUUGGAUUCUUUCCUUUAUUAUCAUAUCUGGCUGGAGUAGUGUUUUCUCUGCAUGUGAAAUUAUCAAGUCAUAAUUGCUCAAAGGGGAUGCUUAUUACAUUAUUAAAAAUAAAGAAUCACAUUACAAAAUAGAUAACAACAGGCCAAGAACAGACCAAUAAUGAAAGUUUUCUUAAACUAAGGAUUAUGAUUAAUCCAAUUCUGUGCACUUGAGUGCAGUCGGAAAGAGGAAGGAGAGAAGGAAGAAAAGAAGGAUGGAUUAUAUUAUAGAGUUUACAAAAAGAAGGAAGACGAAUAAAUCAGAAUCGAGUUUCAAGAAAAUGUGAAUUCACAACCAGGGAUUAUGAGACUAAUGCUUUAAUUUUUAGAAUGCACACACUCUGUCUUUGAAGAAAACAGUGAGAAAAAGCACCUUAAAGUCUGCAGUGCCUAAUACAGUGCCUAGCACACAGUGUGGAUCAUUAGUAUGUGUUUCUUGAGAUUGUUUAAAAUUAUUUUAUUUUGAAAGAAUAUUUUGAGUUAAAUCAAGGGAUUGGCACCCUACAGCAUGCACGCCAAAUCUGACUGGCCACUGUUUUUGUAGUUAUAUUAGAACACACUCAGUUGAUUUAUUUAUGUAUUGUCUUAUGUUUUCACACUACAACAGCAGAGUUGAGUAGUUGGAAUAGUGACUGGAUGGCCCACAAAGCCUGAAAUAUUUACUCUCUGGCCUUUUUACAAAGUAGGUUGCCAACCCCUGAGUUUAAGUCUCAGUUUUAGCCCACUCACAAAUCAUAUGUCUUAAAAAUCUGUUCCAAUCAGCUUUUUUGUAAACUAUCUGUUAUUAAAAUUUUUUUUAAUCUUGAUUUUUUCCACCUUUUUUCAUACUUACAGAAAAUUUUGAAGAACAUCUGCAUACUUUUAACAAAGAUUCAGUUGUUAAAAUUUUGCCAUAUUUGCCUCAUCUCUUUAUCUCUCUUCUAUAUAGUACACACACAUGCAUUUUAUUUUUUUGCUGCUGCUGUUGAAUUAUUUGGAAGUUGCAGAUAUUGUGUUCCUUCAGCACACAUCUCCAAGAAUAAGAACAUUCUCCUACAUAAGCCAUUUUUUAAAAUUUAAAGACAUGUACGGGCUUUUUGUGUAAGGGCUAUGUGACGGUUAUUUCUAUAGCACUGUGUUCAUUUCUUUUUCCAUUUAUAGACUGCAGAAAUUCUAAGUGUUAGUUAUCUAUUGCCUGUUAUGUGGUAGCCUAAAUAAUGGCCCAUAAAGAUGUCCCAAGUCCUAAUCCCUGGAAGCUGUGAAUAUGUUACCUUACGUGGCAAGAGGGACUUUGCAGAUGUAAUUAAGGAAUUUUAAAUGAGAACAUUCCCUUUUUUCCUAAGCAAGGUCUGGAAGCCAAGAUCAGCCUUUUAGGGUCAUUGUUGGGGUGCAAUAAGCUGGGAAGCCUUGUUUUCCUGCCUCAGACAUUUGUAGGUGCUAGGAGCCCCUACUUGGUCAAUAUCAGGCAUGCUGACCCCACAACCAGGCCUUCAGUGGCAGCACUCAGCAUGGGGCUUCUGGCUUUCCUUGGAUACUGCCAGGCUCUCAUGAGCUGAUCCUGGCCAAUCUUGCCCCAAAAGUAGCUUUGGCCCCCUGCCUGUCCCACAGAGUCCUGUAGAAGAUUGCAAGGCACAGGGUGGUGAGGAAGAGGAAGAGCUGUAAGUAUGUUCUGGAGCACUGCAGGCAUCAGAGCCAAGAAGUCAGACCUGACACUCAGCACACUGGCCACAAGCCCCAGAUCCGCUUCCCAGGGGUCAGCUGCAUCUAACCAGACAGCUGGGGUCCAUACAGUUGUGUGCUGUGCCUGCCAGCCCAGGCACUUUCCUCGGGAAAGUUUUCUCUAUUGAAGUGCCUACUUCAUCAGCUGACAGUGUUUUAAAAAAUUCUAAAGUUCUAAACGUUUUUCUUAAAAAAAAAAGUUCUGAGAUCAUCUUAUUUUGUUCUGAAAGCAAUAAAACCACUCCCUGUGGCACUCUGGGGAAAAAAAUAUGAUGAAAUGGAGAAAUUACUGCGGAUAUUUUGGGUAGGCCCAAUAUAAUCACUAGGGCCCUUGGAGGAGGGAGGCAGGAAAGUUAAAGACCGAGAAGGUGGUGUGGUGUUGGAAGCAGAAUCAGUGAAGUGUGGCAGCGCCUAUGGAAGGUGGCAUGGCUGAGAGUUUUCAGUCCCAAUUUCAAAGCCAUCAACCCAUUGCCUCUUUCUUUUUAAACAGUCUCUCCCUCAGUUUCUCAAGAAGAAACCUGGUAGCACCUUCAACACUUUGCAUAGAAAUCUGAACAGGACCAACCUUUGGUUCAUUCUAUUUUCUGUAUAAUUGCAAGUGACAGGGUUGCUAAAUUUUGUUACUAUGUAAUAAACAUACCCCUACCUCCAGUUUCUGAUCAGAUGUUCCAGCCUUCCUUAAAACCUCAGGCAACCUCCUCAAAGUCCAGAAUCCACUGUCAAUUCAUGGAAAUGUAGGCUUUUACCACAGCUUUCCUCAAGAGUCAUUGCAGCUUCCUCUCACUGCUCAGAUCCAAAACUGCUCCCACAUUUUUGGUUUUUGUUACAACAGAACAGCACUCAUGACAUCAAAAUCUGUAUUAGUUAUUUACUAAGCCAUGACAAAUGACCCUAAAACUUAGGCUAAUUAGCAGCUUAAAACAGCAAAUGUAUUAUCUCACAGUUUCUGUAGAUUAGGAAUCCAAGCUCAGUUUAUCUGGGUGCAUCUGGCCAGAGUCUUUCAGGAGGUUGUAGUCAAACUGUCAGCUAGGGCUGCAGUAAUCUCAAGGCUCAAGUGGGAGAGAAUCCCUUUCCAAACUCAUUCUGUGACUGUUGGCAGGCCUCAGGUCCUUGUUGGCUGUGGGUUGAAGAUAGCAGUUCUUUUCCACAUGGGCCUCUCCAUUAGGCAUUUUCACAACAUGCAGCUGGCUUCCCUCAGAGCAAGAAAGAGUAUCCAAGACAGAAGAUAACAGACUUUUUGUGACCUUUUCUCAGAAGUAAUAUCCCAUCAUCUUUGCAUAUUCUAGUUGUUAGAAGCAAGUAACUAGAUCAGCUCACACUUAAAGGAAAGAUUAUACAAUAUCAUAAAUACCAGAGGCAGGCAUCAUGGGGUCCAAUCUCAGAAGCUGCCUACUACAAAUUGCAAGGUACACAUGUCUCAGAAUGUGACCACAAACACUUUUAGCAUGAAAAUAAUUAUUCUCCAGAAGAUCAAGCCAAGUUCAGAAUUUGGCCUCAUAACAUUUCUGACAGUUUCUCCUAUAAAUUUUGAAAGCUUGAUUAUUUGAAACCCUUAGUCAAAUUUCUGGAUAGAUUUAUCCCAUUAAAGACAAACCUUAAUUAAUAAUUUGGUGUAGAAUUCCUUCUGUAUUUGAUCACUACCUUCAAUAAAUUAUUAAUCAUAAUUUGAAAUUUUAUUUCAUCAAAAGAAAAUGAAUAUAUUGUAUGUGUUAUAAAGACAAAAUGCCUCUCUUCUCUUUACAUAUAUGAUACAGAAUUGUUGGUAUCUUUCUUAAAGGACUCAAGGCUUCCUGUAUGAUGCUUUUUAUAAUUUCUGUGUCUUCCUUUGUUUCAUUUGUCUCUUCUCACUUAUCAGUACUUGCCCAUUGCCUUUCUGUGUGCUGUGCCUAAUUGUUACAAGUUGAACCAAGUAACUUACAUUAGUUAAAACUGUUAAAGAAAAGAGACCUGUAGAAGGUUGCAUCUUCAGUCUGCAAGUCAUGUUAGUGACAUUCAUUUUAAACACAGUCAGUCGUUCUAUAACGACUUUCUUUGUUGAAAGAUAGUAACUAAAUUAGUUGGGGUGAGGAUUUAAUAAUGUAUAGAAUUGUUGAAUCACUAUGUUGUAUACUUGAAAUCAGUGUAAUAUUGUAUAUCAACUAUACU
Molecule: messenger RNA, 6301 nt
Organism: Manis javanica (Malayan pangolin)
Lineage: Eukaryota; Metazoa; Chordata; Mammalia; Pholidota; Manidae
Gene: TPST1
Product: tyrosylprotein sulfotransferase 1
Biological process (GO): peptidyl-tyrosine sulfation
Cellular component (GO): Golgi apparatus
Molecular function (GO): protein-tyrosine sulfotransferase activity
Source: RefSeq, a predicted model, not a curated record